UCCAGUUUCCAACUUGGAAACGGGAGGUUCCCACCCAAGGCCAUCAAACGCAAGAACAUUCUCACCUCGCCGGAGACAAUGGCGAGGUGGCCGUCGCCGCCGCCGCCGGACGGCGAGCACCCAUUCGGUCACGAGGCCAUCGCGGUGUCCUUCUUCGUCGCGUGCGUGGCCGCCACCGUCGUGCUCGUGUCGUCCAUGUGCUCCGCGUGUGGCCGCAAGCCGAAGGCGGCCAGCCAGGCGCCCGACGCCGGUGGCGCCUCCGUCUCUGACGCCGCCAGCGCGGAGAGCCAGACGGGCGGUGGCGAGGACGAGAAGCCGGAGGUGACGCUAUCACCGGACCUGGCGACACACGGGCCGAUCGCGCCGGUGCCGGUGGCGCAGGCGGCGCCGUCGAAGCGGCGGCUGUCCGUGACCCUGAGCCUGAAGAAGAACCUGAGCAUGAACAUCCCAGACAAGAUGCGGCUGAGCCGGCGGGAGCGGCGGGACAAGGUGGAGCCGGAGGACACGCUGUGGAAGAAGGCCAUCAUCCUCGGUGAGAAGUGCAAGAUCCCCGGCGAGAGGGAAGGCGAGUGCGACGCCGACGAGCUCGCCGCCGGCAGCUUCCGCCGGUCGAGCUACUCACGGCCCAUGUCGCGCUCGAGCUCGUUCGCCGUCCACCAACACGACGCCCCCCUCACCGCUGGCGCCACCACCUCGAACGCCGCCUCGCAUUCUUGACACUCUCAGCAUCGCUGAGACGUACUGUACGGUGUACAGUAAAGAGAGCAAGUGAGGUGGCAAUGUGUGUAUACGUGGUUCCAGUGUGGUGUACGGUGUACGUACGUGUAUAUACGUAUAUGUAUACGUGUAUAGGUGGCAGGGUUGUUGCUUGCAGGAGAAAUUGGAAAUGAUAGUGUGGAUGGUCAAAUGCAUUCAGAUUCAGAUAUUUUCCAGUUGUUGGUUUCUCCGCUGGUUUGAAGUAUUUUUUUCGGUGAAG
Oryza brachyantha (malo sina) is the source of this 976-nucleotide messenger RNA. RefSeq lists its product as uncharacterized. Lineage: Eukaryota; Viridiplantae; Streptophyta; Magnoliopsida; Poales; Poaceae. The record is from RefSeq and is a predicted model, not a curated record. The coding region runs from base 79 to 717 and encodes 212 amino acids. The transcript has a single exon.